Epinephelus fuscoguttatus (brown-marbled grouper) is the source of this 500-nucleotide messenger RNA. Its product is annotated as C-type lectin lectoxin-Lio3-like. The transcript has 2 exons. NCBI's taxonomy places the organism in Eukaryota, Metazoa, Chordata, Actinopteri, Perciformes, Serranidae. The record is from RefSeq and is a predicted model, not a curated record. The coding region runs from base 97 to 471 and encodes 124 amino acids.
AUAUGAGCCUCUGUUUCAGAGCCAACCACAAAGAAAGGAACAACAGCAGGUCCCUCAUCAUCCACUGUUACUGAGGACAAGACACAAGUUUCUUCCAUGGCAGAUAAAAUGAUCCUGAUCAAGGAGAACAUGACCUGGGACGAUGCCUUGAAGUACUGCAGAAUGAACCACUGUGACCUGGUCUCCAUCACCAACCCUGACGAGCAGCGAUGGGUCCAAGAGAAAGCCAAGAAGGCCAACAGUCCCUACGUCUGGCUGGGACUGCGCUACACCUGCACUCUGGGUUUCUGGUUCUGGGUCAAUGAAGAGAUGGUCACCUAUAAGAACUGGGUCACAGGUGUACCAGCGGAUGACUGUGACAUGUCUGGAGCCAUGGACAGAGGAGGAGAACAUAAGUGGUUCAAAAAGAAUGACAAUGAGAAGUUUAAUUUCAUCUGUUCUACGUGCCAAACCCUCUAUACUCACUGUUAGCAGGCCUUUGAUUCAUUUACUCACUUUGU